GGCCGCCCUGCGUCGGCUAUAAAAGGUGGUCACACAAGCGCCGCGCCUCCGACUUUGAAACAUGGCACCACUCGCACGAUUGGUGGUGCUGGCUGUUGCGGCGACGUGUGCGCUCGCGCAGUACGCGGAGGAGCGCGCGCCGAGAUACAUCGCCUCCGAGACCAAGGCUGCCACCACGCCCGUGCCCAUCCUCAAGCAGAUCAACAGACACAACGAGGAUGGUUCGUACACAUACGGAUACGAGGCAGCAGACGGCUCGUUCAAGAUCGAGACCAAGUCCCCCGCCGGAGAAGUCAAGGGCAAAUACGGGUACAAGGACAAUACUGGAAAGCUCCGUGUGAUCGAGUACGGAGCGAACAAGUAUGGUUUCCAACCGGCCGGAGAGGGCAUCACCGUCGCCCCCACCCUCGUUGACGAGUCUACCAGGGAGCCUAAGACUCAGGGAGGUCGCGGGCAGUACAACUCCCCCGACUACGACUACGAGGAGCCUGCGCCCGCGCCGCCCCCGCGCCCGCGCCCCGCGCCGCAGCCCCGGCCGCAGCCCCAGCCACAGUACAGGCCCGCGCCACAGCAACAGCAGCAGUACAGGCCUGCACCCCCACCCCCACCACAGCCCCAACAGCAGUACAGACCGCCUCCGCAACCCCAGCAACAGUAUAGACCUCAGCCCCAGCCGCAGCCGAGACCGCCGCCACCUCAGCACUCUGCUCCUGCUCCUCCCAAGCCUCAGUUCUUCGCCGGCGCCGCUCCCUCACCGAUAGACGACAACUUCUUCAACCCCGAACCCGCACCACGACAGUACAAGCCCAAGCAGGACUUCAGGCCUGCCCCACAGAUCCAGGAGUUCGGCUCCGAUGACUUCGCCCCCGCCCCUCAACGCUACCAGCCUAACCAGGUGCCCCAGCAGAGGAACACGCAGACCUACUCCAUGUUAGACCAGCUCCUCAAGGAGUACUCUCUGCCCCAAGGCGGUGCCGCGCCACUCCACGACAUCAGCUUCGGAUCCUACUAGUUUAAUAAAUUCUCAUUUGUAAAUAUUUAGAAUAUUUUAAUUAAAAUGAUAUCCAUUUGUUUAGGUAUGGCUGUGUAUUUAUUCCUUUGGAUAAAUAGGGAAUGCUCGACUAAGCGUCAUUUGAAAUUAAAUUUGAACCUUAUUAAAUGUGAAUAGUGUUGGUAAUACCUUUAGAUCUGUAGACAGAGGCGCAUAGUCGUGUAGUGAUUUCUUGUUUCUACUGAUAUUAAAACAAUGCUCAAUUAAUAAAGGGUCGUAAAUGUGCCAAUAAAAAAUUAUUGAUGCAUUUGUUUUGAAAUUUACAGGUAAGUGCAAUAUUAAAUUGAUUAAAAUCAUA
This is a messenger RNA of Manduca sexta (tobacco hornworm), 1349 nucleotides long. RefSeq names its product keratinocyte proline-rich protein (gene CPR54). Gene Ontology annotation, molecular function: structural constituent of chitin-based larval cuticle. NCBI's taxonomy places the organism in Eukaryota, Metazoa, Arthropoda, Insecta, Lepidoptera, Sphingidae. The record is from RefSeq and is a predicted model, not a curated record. Gene Ontology annotation, cellular component: chitin-based extracellular matrix.